GGGACUCACUGACAAGCUCUAUCCGUCACCAGAUGAAGGCAGUUACCCACAACAGCAAGCAUCCUGGAGCAGAAGUGGUCAUCCACAGGAACGGGGCUGACGCCCUCCAGCUAGGCGGACUGGUAGGGUUAGAGUUGAGACGCUGAUGGGCAGGAUCGCACUUUGACCCGGCCUGCUCAGUUAUGCAUUGCUCUUUCCCCACCUGCCCAAAUUCAGUUUCUGUGUGAGCUUAAGUCUCAUGUCAGUACCCCAGACAGACCCACCAAGCCCAUGUAGAGAGACCCUCCACUCGUGCUGUCCAGUUAUCCUCACUAUGUGGUCCAAUUGCUCACCUGUUUCCAUGUCUGAGCGCCUUCACCCACCCUCAGCAGGAAUCCUACCAGGGUGAAGUAGCAGAACUCCUGACUCCAUGCCUGGAUUCCAGUAAAUCCCUCCUGCACGGCUGCUGUUGGCCAGCAGACCUCCACUUGUGUGUACUGAAGGAGAGUCCAGACCUACCGGCAGCAGUGUUGACUGCACACAGCUUAGUGGUGCAGCACCUGCCCAGCAGGAGCGAACUAUGUCCAGUCUUUGACACCGGGGAGGAAGUCGACGGCAAAGCCUGCUUCUCUUAUUACAACAGUUCCUGCCUGAAACCUGCCUUCACCACCCUACUCUUCAGCUCUGGCUUCGUUUAAAAACCUUGCACACACAGCUACAUACCCAUAAACACACAUGCGUUUGCUUACCCUCUCACAACCCACCUGGCCCCCAUCAGGAUCCCAUGGGUAUACAGGCUGAUUUGAGUCCUCGAUGAAAAUGAGAAACCCCUACAGAACAUGCCCUAAGUACCAAUGUCUACUCUGAGUUUUCUAGCUGUGAACAGGAGGGUGGAUCUUCUUCCUCUACCCUUCCUUCCCUGAACAGUUCCUUCUCAAACCACACUGAGUUCAGCUCAGCGGGGUCUAAGCCGUAAAUCAGUUCACCUUCUAGAAUCAACCUAAGCACACACAGAGGGCUAGCUGAUGCCUAUUGGAUAAUUUGUUUCCAUUUCUUGAUUUGGUUGACACUCACCGCUCAAGUGCCUGGACUCUUCCAGUCGUCCCUCUUUUUGGUUUCUCUGUGGUUCCUACUCAGGACAUGUCACCUCCUAGCCUCAGCACUGUGGGGCCCUCAGAGUUCACUCGCUGCCACUGUUUACUUCCUCACCUGAUGUCCUCUGCCCUUCCCACUGACCACAGGCUAGUCUUCCCUGGAGGUCUUGUCACACAUCCCCUCCUCUGAAGCCUCCCACUUCUGCAGGACUUAGAACCCCUGUCCCUCCUUGCUUGUUGGGCCCUGGACAGGAACUCACUGGACUCGCGUAUUCUGUUUCUCCAACAGACUGAGCCCAGAGCGGUCCUAGGCUUUCUCUUUCCCUAGUAUUUGGUGUCAAACGGUUGCUUAGGAUGCUCUGCCCUGCUGGAAGCCACAGGAAAGUCACACCCAAGGAGGAGUGGGUGGAGCUGUCACGACAGCUGUGGGUGGCGGGAGGUUGGCACGGGUUGAACAGUCACAGCGGGAACCACUAACCCCCAAGCUCGUGGGACCUUCGGCCUCAGACCGGGGCCACCUAACUCUCAGCUGGGGUCUGUUGCUCUUUUGCUUCUUGAUGUUGGUGCGAUCCUCCGAAAAGAGGGUAUUAAAUGACAAGUUCCAGGGCUGGCCAUCAGACGGGCAUGCUGUAAGCUCUUGUCCCACACCUGCCAAUGGUUUGCUCCUUAGCCUUUGUGUGCACCUCAUCUCGUGGUUCUUUCUUCAGUAGUACAAAAUAUUCCACCCUCCCUGCAUACCCUUCUGCUCUUGGGAAGUACUGCUCUUUGAGGCCUUCUCUUGUCACUUCCUUCCUACAAAAAGAACCUGUCUUGAGACCCAAAGAGGUAUGACUGGGAAGGGUAAGGUAUAGUUCACAUGUGGGAAGAACUAUCGAAAGGGCUUCCAGAAUUCCUCUGAAGUGUCUCCUCCAAACACAAUCCAGACAGCCGUUCUGGAUCUAUCAGCAGGUUUUGCUCAAUGGUAGGAGGUGACUGGUCUGUCUUCCUGAUGGAGUGGCGUGAUCUACGAGCAGGGUAAGGCCAGGAAAGCACUGCCACAGAAGCAGGAAAGGCUGGAACCAAGAACCAGGGUGACGGAAGGGCAUCUGCAGUGGGAUCAAAGGCCUCUCAGGUACCCAAGGAGGCCCUGCUCACUUACCUGGCUCACUAAGGUAUCGGCACACAAAGAUGUCAGCAAAGGCCUGUUGAACAGCCUGCCGCUCUCCUGUCUGGGAAACAUGGAGGAGUGCCCGUGUGCACUUGCUCGUCUGUAGAAAAUGAACCUGUUCGUGGUACUAGACUCUACGGCUUCCUCCCUUUACACUCCUGCUAAAACAAAACAAACACAGAGCCAGGUAUCAGCCACGGUAACGUCCCUGCCACAGGAUGCUGCUUGGCUGUGACAGGGAGGUGGGGAGGAAAGUUGCCCCCCCCCCCCCCGGGAGGCCUGCUUCAUUUCAGCUCCGUUUCUAUGUCCCCCACAGGCUGAGAUUCAGACCACAUAUGUAACAACGGAGCCAUCAGCAUCAGGAAAUUCAAGAGCAGUCACUGUUCUGCUCUGACUGGGAGCAAUGAGCCAGAUCUUCCUGAGUUAAAGAGCUGAAGGUCCAGUGGUUGUGUUCCACAGGAAGAGGCCAGGAGCAGAGGGGCAGGGGCAACAGGAGGGCAGGCGGCUGAAUCACACACGAGUGCAUGGUGUCCAUUGGUGGGGCCAUGUCUUUUCGUUCCGCCCCCAGUUUGGAAUGUUGGAACACAUAAAAACAGAACAGACAAGGAGCCGUCUAGAGUCCUGGCGUGAGAGUGCUCCUUACUCCCGAAGACGCUCCUCCUAUGCUGUACUGGAGCCUGGGAGCCUGGGGUGAGGAUGGUGACAGUCUGGUCCGCGCUGGACAAUGAGGAGACUCUGUCAUCAGUUAGGACCUGGUCAAAUGAGGUCCAGUCAGAACUAAGAGCCCCUCUGUAGGGCUUUUGUUUCUUUGCAAUUCUAACUCCAGUCGAAUUUUAUCUUCGAGAAUCUAAGCCAGCAGGUUUAGGAUAAACCACAGGUCACGAAAACACAUCUUCCGUCGAUUCGAUCCUUGUCCUCUCCAUCUUCCUUGAUCUUGACGGGCAUUUCAUAAAACCAUCAGCUUGUUCGUUAAAAGAUCUGGAAAGCCUCACAGGGUCUAAUAGUGUUAACACUUUAGAAUCUCAGAGUCGCUGAGCCAGACGGCGCGGCCUGCGGGAUAGGGUCGCAAAGCUGGUAGUCCUAGGGCAGCCAUGGCACUUCCGGUUCCUGUUCCUAGCCGCGGCACUUCCGCCCGUGCGGCUCGUUGGCAUGGAGGCCAGCUGGUCUUCCCCGGUGAGCGCCGUGGACGCCGCAGACCCGCAGCUGCAGCGUUUCGUGGAGGUGGAGACGCAGAAACAGCGGGUGCAGCUGCUGGUCCACCACAUGACGGAGCUGUGCUGGGAGAAGUGCAUGGACAAGCCCGGGCCCAAGCUGGACGGCCGGGCCGAGGUCUGCCUGGUGAACUGCGUCGAGCGCUUCAUCGACACGAGCCAGUUCAUCUUGAAUCGACUGGAGCAGAUCCAGAAAGCCAGACCGCUCUUCUCCGAAAGCCUCUCUGACUGAUCUCGCCCUUUCCCUCCUUGGAAAAGGAAGGAUCUACAGAGAAGCAUGCACAAGGACACAGGACUUUCCUUUAACCAGAAAAAUCCCACGUCAAGAACAUGUAUACCUCAGCUUAGAGUUCAGAGAAGCAGAAAGCAGAAAUUUCCCCUGGCUGUGGGGUUGAAACAGGAAACUACCCAGGAACCCUCUGCAGACGAAACCGGGGAUUCCCAGCUCCCAGGACAGGUGGACGGUUUUCACAAGAAACAUUCUCCAUGCGGCUUCCACCUCUGCCCCGGCCUCUUGAAAAUGGAAGCUCCGAGAGGCUACCGGGUUCUCGCCGGUUUGCAGUGAGACCCUAGCAUGUGUGCCUGAGGUGAAUCUGCCACUGGGAAUUAUUCAUAGGUUGCAUAAAGAAAUCUUUCAGAGUUGAUAAGGAGCAGUCAUGUCUUUCUGUACUUGACAGUACAGUGCCUGCCUUCUGGAGACAGAAGGUCGUCACUGCCUUGAGCAGGUGGAAUGCCUCACACCUGGGUUGUUGAGGUGUGAACAAUGCUGCCUGUCCCAGAACCACACAUGUUGGUCCAGGGGACUGUAAGGUCUUAGCUGGUGCUAGAGCUACAUAGGUUAUGGAUUCCUUCCCUCAGAGGGGACCUGAGCUAGAAGGACAAGCCUCAUAUUGGUAGGGGAUGGGUUUCCCUGAUCAUUAAAGGAGAAGUAGGAUUUCUACAGUGUUUCUCUAUUACUGCCAGGACCAUUACAGCUUGGAUGGUCCUCCCUUCCCCCUUGCCCACGUUCAAGUCCCAAUUCCAACAACCUGAGAAUGUGUAUAGAAGGCCAAGUGGACGGAGCCUGAUCUACAGACUGAUGCUGAUGUUCAGAGGAGGAGAUCAGGACACAGAAAGAUGGCAGAGACCCGGGAAAGGCAGCCUCAGAGGAGGCCAGCUCUGCCUGUGUUUUUACCAGGGGCAUGCAGGCUCCAGAGCUGUGAGGAAAAGCAUCUCUGUGGUGGAAGUAGCCUGGUCUGUGGUACUUGGUUACCCAGCCCAAGCAGAUGAACACAGCUCUCAAUGGACACCCACAU
Peromyscus leucopus (white-footed mouse) is the source of this 4726-nucleotide messenger RNA. Its product is annotated as putative mitochondrial import inner membrane translocase subunit Tim8 A-B. Lineage: Eukaryota; Metazoa; Chordata; Mammalia; Rodentia; Cricetidae. The transcript is spliced from 3 exons. The record is from RefSeq and is a predicted model, not a curated record. Bases 3370 to 3663 code for a protein of 97 amino acids.